AUGUUAUUAAUCGAAAAACAACUUCAACCAUCAAGUCUAAUUGUUAACAAUGAUUGGAUGCCUACACAAAUCAAAAUCUUUUUCGAUACGUGUCAUCCAUCGACAAAAUUUGAUUUCAAAUAUCUUCAACGUUUGUCAUUAAUGGAAUGCACUCCAAGUGAUCUUGAUUAUAUUAAUACGAGUGUAUCACAAUGCAAUGGCUUGCAAUCUUUGUGUAUUAUCAUGAAAUCAUCAUUGGAUACAAACGUUAACAUAGUGGACUAUUCGACAAUCGAGACGCUUCGCAAUAUUGCAUUCAAUAGCACAUUUAAUACACUUACUGAACUUCAAUUGAUCAUGGAUGAAGGUAUUAUUCUCGAUAAACAAUUACAUCCGAACAUGAAUCUUACACACCUGAAUAUCUCAUUGCAACAAGUUGACGAUCUUUUUGUUCUCUUCGAUGGUCUUGCACCGAAAUUAAUCUUGCUCGAUGUUACUUUAUGGCAGUCUGAUGUUUCUAAGCAAUCUUUAAUGCGACGCUCGUGGUCACAUCGAUUCAUGUCUCAUUUGAUUGCAUUUCAUUUAACAACUUAUAAGAAUGUGGCAAUGACUUUCGAUCAUUUACGCGAUAUUGUCAUGCCUCUAAAUCAAGUCAAAGACUUUACGCUCGAUAUACGACAAUGGAUCACCAACGACAAGCAAUUCGUCAAUGGCUAUCACAUCGACAUGGUGAUUCGUCAGUAUAUGCCUUGUCUUCAACACUUUCAUUGCUGCAUUCAGACCAUGGAGAACAUCGAUAAGCAAGUAAAUGUUCUAUCUUACAAUUUAUGA
This is a messenger RNA of Rotaria sp. Silwood2, 810 nucleotides long. The record is from the annotation of a GenBank genome assembly. Lineage: Eukaryota; Metazoa; Rotifera; Eurotatoria; Philodinida; Philodinidae.